UAUAGAUAUAUUGCUUAUUGCACUCAUCUCUUUCUCCAUCCUCCAUUAGUUUUUCCUCUGUGAUAGUUAACACAACAAUGGCAGAAACAAAAGAAAACAUAAUAAUGUUUCCUUUCAUGGCACAAGGCCAUAUAAACCCUUUCCUAUCUUUAGCCCUUCGAAUUGAAAAGGCAAACAAAUACAUCAUAACUUUUGUUAACACCCCUUUAAAUAUCAAGAAACUUGGAUCGUUUCUCCCUGAGAACUCUUCCAUUCAUCUUGUUGAACUCCCUUUUAAUAGCUUAGAUUUUGAUCUCCCUCCAAAUACUGAAAACCUGGAAUCUCUUCCAGAUAGUUUGUUUUACAAUUUUUUUAAAGCUUCUUUGUCUUUGAAACCCUAUUUCGGGAAACUAGUCUCUAAUCUUAUACAUCAACAAAAUGGACAAAAACCACUGUGCAUCAUCUCAGAUAUGCUUUUAGGAUGGUGUGAAGAGAUAGCUCAAGAGGCUGGAAUAUAUCAUGCGAUGUUCAUCAGUUCUAGUGGUUUUGCCUCGGCGUGUUACUACUCCCUGUGGAUGAAUUUACCUCAUCGGAACGCGGAUUCCGAUGAAUUUAUGUUGCCGGAUUUUCCUGAAGGGUCUACGAUUCAUGUUACUCAAAUGGAAGAAGUAUUAAGAGCUGCGACUGGAACUGACUUGUCUUCAGCUUUUGUGAGAAAUGAGCUCCUUUCUCACUGGAGUGAAGCUGACGGAAUUUUGUUCAAUACAGUAGAGGAGCUUGACAAACUUGGACUAAUGUAUUUCAGGAGAAAAUUCGGACGACAAGUUUGGCCUAUUGGACCUGUUAUUUUGUCUCCAGGAAGCCAGGCUCCAAGGAAAAGAGAAUUUGGAGUCUCCCAAGAGGAGUGUAAAAAUUGGCUUGAUAAGAAACCUUCUUGUUCAGUUCUCUAUGUGUCAUUUGGGUCACAGUUUACCCUAUCUGCGUCAAAUAUGAUUCAAUUGGCAAUGGCUUUAGAGGGUUGUGGCAAGAAUUUCAUUUGGGUCGUUAGGCCACCUAUAGACAUUGAUUCAAACUCAGAGUUGAAACCCAAUGAAUGUUUUCCUGAAGGAUUUGAAGAAAGAAUCAAAGACUCAGGAUGUGGGCUUUUAGUUCAUAAAUGGGCACCACAGGUUGAUAUUUUAUCUCACAAAUCUUUAUCUGCAUUUUUUAGUCACUGUGGAUGGAACUCUGCAAUUGAAUCACUGAGCCACGGCGUGCCGAUGAUUGGGUGGCCACUGCAGGCAGAUCAGUUUUAUAAUGCGAAGUUGUUGCAGGAAGAAAUCGGAGUUUGUGUGGAGGUCGCCAGAGGGAAGAGUUGUGAGGUUCUUCACGAGGAAAUAGUGGCAAAAAUUGAGUUGGUGAUGAAUGAUACUGAGAAAGGCAAGGAAAUGAGAAAGAAAGCUAGGGAAGUUAUGGAGAUUAUUGAAAAUGCCAUUAGAGAUGAAGCGAAUUUUAAAGGGUCAUCUAUGGAAGUCAUGGAUCAAUUCUUGAAUGCUGCAUUGAAGAGAAAACAAGGGGAAGUCUCCUAAUUAAUUUUUCAGCUUUUGGUAAAAAAAAAAAUAAUAAAUUGCAUUUGCAAGAACUAAAUAACAGCCAAAAAAACUAAUAGUUUCUUUUAUUAACUCUACUAUUAAUU
Mangifera indica (mango) is the source of this 1654-nucleotide messenger RNA. Its product is annotated as UDP-glycosyltransferase 92A1-like. The transcript has a single exon. Gene Ontology annotation, molecular function: UDP-glycosyltransferase activity. The coding region runs from base 78 to 1547 and encodes 489 amino acids. The record is from RefSeq and is a predicted model, not a curated record. Lineage: Eukaryota; Viridiplantae; Streptophyta; Magnoliopsida; Sapindales; Anacardiaceae.